AUGUGGCGGACGCUGGGACGGCCUGGGCCUGAAGAAAGGUCGAACCUGGUGGACAAUGAGUCCAAGUGGAUCAACACCGAAGAGGUGAUAGAGAGGAAGGGUAAGAUCCCAGUCACUGGUCGCUACUGCACAUCCAGGCGGCUCCGAGAUGACUACAGGGUUAACAGCAAGGUGCUGGGUUCCGGAAUGAGUGGCCCAGUUCAGCUGGCAACAGGCAAAGAUGGCGAGAAGUGCGCGGUCAAGAGCUUCAAGAAGCACGGCCUGUCCGACAACCGCAGGAUCGACCUCAAGAAUGAGGUCGAGAUUUACCUGGCCUUGGAUCAUCCGCACAUAGCAAGGCUGAACAUGGUCUAUGAAGACGACCAGGAGAUCCACCUCGUCAUGGAGUUCAUGUCGGGCGGCGAGCUCUACGAGCGACUUUUUGACGCCAAGGUGUACAGCGAGGAGAUGGCUGCCAACACCUGCCAUCAGAUGCUGCUGGCAGUCUCCUACAUGCACUCGCAUCAGAUUGCCCACCGAGACCUCAAGCUCGAAAACUUCCUGUAUGAACGGAAGGAAAACAAUCAUCUCAAAUUGAUCGACUUCGGAUUUGCCAAGUUCUGGGAUCGAAGUACGAAGAUGAGUCAGGCAUGUGGCUCCACUCACUAUGUGGCUCCGGAGGUGUUGGCCAAGUCCUACACCCUGAAAGCAGACAUGUGGUCUCUGGGAGUGAUCAGCUUUAUGCUUCUCACGGGGAGUCCUCCAUUCCAGGGCGGAAACGACAACGAAGUGCUGCGCAAGAUCAGGGCCGGCAAGGUCCACUGGUCCACGCGAUUCAAGCGCCUCUCAGAUGGUGCACAGGACUUCGUCAAGUCGCUGAUGGAGAUGAAGCCUGAAGAGCGUUUGGAUGCUGCAGGUGCUUUGAAGCAUCCCUGGAUCGUGGGGAGCGGGGGAUCGCGAGGCAGUAGUACCGUCCUCGACGAUGGUAUCAAGCUGAGCCUCCGAAAGUUCGCGAGGGCGUCAACUUUCCGCCGCGCGGUGUUGUCAAUGAUGGCGUGGUCCUUGUCCGCAGAGGAUAGGGCGCAGCUGCGAAACGAGUUCUUGUCUUUCGAUACGGAGAACAAGGGCACCAUCACCCAUCUCCAGAUGAAAGAGAUCCUUGAGAAGAACUAUCACAUCGACAGCGUGGAGGCUGAGGCCGUCUUCAGCAUGAUGGAUACCGACCACGACGAUGUCAUUGCUUACAGCGAGUUCCUUGCUGCCGCCCUCCAGGGACGGUUGAAGGUGCACGAGGACAUCCUACGGCGAACCUUCCGCAAGUUCGACAUUGACAACUGCGGUCGAAUUACGGCUGAGGACCUGCGAACCAUCCUGGGGGAACAGUUCGAAGGUACCGACGCUGAAGACUUGAUCCGCGAGGCUGACACGAACGGCGACGGGAUGAUCGAGUACGAUGAGUUCCUCCAGUAUUUCCACAACCACGAGCCUCAAGUCGAGGGUGUGGAGACCCAACCAGAGGCUGAAACCGGUCCCUGGACACGGCUGACUCGCUCCAAAUGCCGUCAGCAUACGGAGAAGUUGGCCAGAGUUAUCGAUCGGCUUCUGUCGCAGGAGUCAUCAGUGAUGGAUGCGCUGAGUCCGGGGACCAGUCCAAUGAAGCGUCGCAGCGACAAGGCGAAGACGCUGCCGGCCCUCAAGUCGUCCAGGCUCCGCUUGUUUGGUUGCGUUCGCAUUGGUAGCGACUCUGGUUGUGCCUCGACAACUGGACUAGCGAUGUUCUUCGAUGAGGAGUUGUUUGGCGACCAUGUUUCGGUCAAGUCCUCCAGCUCGGCUACAUCGGAAGAUGCAGGCGCUGGCGCUGAAGCUGCAAGUGUCAGAGACGACCCUGUGGGCGGCUCCGCUAGCGCUUCAAAUGGCUCUUCGAGCGCUGGAAGGCGCAAGAGGGGCAGCAGAGGAGGCCGUGCUGUGACAGCGGCACGGGACAAAGCUACUUCGGAGAAGAGGUGGCGCUCUGGCGCCGUGCCGGCCGCUCCGACCUUCAGCGGGGACGUGGAGACCGAUCCCUUCUGUUUAAGACACUAUAGGAGACGUCUGCAUCGCUGGGUGGCUAUCACGAAAGAGUACUUGCCGCCAAGCGAACAAGCGCUGAGAGCACUGGAGCAGCUGAGGGGCGAUGCUGAGGUCGAGCUUGAGGAGAUCGACGACUCCCGCUAUAACUGCGCAGAGGGCAUCAAGCUCCUUUUGGAGGACCUCGAAGUUAGCUUCGGGGAAAAGGAGUUGUUUCGGCAAGGCGGAGUGAUCCGAGAGUUUGAAGGGGUCACGCGUCUUCAGGGCGAGUCGGUGACAGCCUUUGUCAGGCGCUUUCGACUGCUUGAGAGGAAACUCCUUGAGAAUAAGAUUCCCUCGUACCCCGAACAAGCCCGCGUGAUCAAGCUCCUUGACGGGCUCAGGUUGGGUGAAAAGUCCACUUCAAGUUUGUUGCUGGCUGCAGGAAACCGAUACGAGAUGGACCGGAUCCAAGAUGCCAUAAAGAUCCAGUGUCCGGCGGGCAUGUCGGUCACAGGCCUUCCUCGUGGACGACCCGAUUUCCGGAAGAGGGCGGCCUCGACUCCAUCGACAGCCACGUCCUCUUCUCGCUCGAGCACUUCUUCGCGUCCUACCCGGUCCUCCCGUCCUAGUCGGCGCUGGUCUCAGUCGAACGCCGACUGGUACAACGAGAAUGACGGCGAGGACAAUGGCGAGGAAGACUUGGACGACAUCCCGGAGGGCAACGAGACCUUCGAGGGCAACGAGGACGAGCACAAUGACGACGACCAGUACGAGGAGGAUUACGACUACGUCGACAUCAAGGCUCUGACUGUCACUUCGAAGCAACUGGCAGGGCUGGCGCAGGCGCGCGGCUUCUACAGCCCGGACAAGGGCAAAGGCAAGAAAGGAAAAUCCAGAGGCAAAGGUGGAACUCGCAAAGGGUAUGGCGGCAAAGGCCACCAGAAGGGAGCUUCAAAAGGUUUCUCCAAGGGCAAGAACGGCAAGGGCAAAGGCGCCGUGGAUGCCAAUGCAGCUUUGAAGCAAAGCCGACUACGAGGUAGCCUUUGCCUUGGUUGCGGUUCCCCUGACCACUGGCUGAAGGAUUGUCCAUCGUACACGGUGCAGAAUGCCCAGCUGGCUAGUGCAUCCCUUGGAAAAUUUGCCCUUGAUGCCGAAGGCAUGGUGAAUAGUGCCUGGACUGUGCAGGCCCUGGAGCCCGAGCGCGUCAACCAGGAAAAGGAGUGCGACUGCUAUGCGAUGCCUGCCCUCAAUGAGUUCUUGGAUGAGUCUUAUGGACCUAAACUCCUUCAGCAGCCUUCAGUCCUGCUUCAGUACGCUUCGGGAGAUAGCUCGGCCUUCAUCAUUGCUGAUACAGGUUGCCAGAGACAGGUAGCCGGCACGGAUUGGCAUGUCAGGAAGGCUCUUGAGAUUCAGCCACUGCAGGCUGUCAAGCACCCAGACCGUUGUCGUUUCAGCUUUGGACCCGGGCCUCCACUCUCCAGUUUGGGGAGGUAUGUAUAUCCUGUCUCCAUUGCAGGCAAGCACUUCGCCAUGUGCAUUAGCCAGGUUGACGCAAAGGCCCCAGCGCUUAUGUCCCGAAAGGCCUUUGAGAGUUUGGGCGCAGUGCCUGAUGUUCACAAGGGCCAGAUUUACUUCCGGGCCAUGGACUGUGUUGCAACUUUGUGGCUUUCCCCUUGUGGACACUUGGCCAUUCGACUAGAUGAUUGGGGCGAGCAAGCCUUUCCUUGGCCCCCCAAGAGAACUCCUCAGGACCUACCUGAUAUCAUCAGCGACGAAGCCUUUGAGCUACUGAGCAACCUGCUCAAUUUCGUGGACCUGGUCAACCGGAUGGUCCUGUACUACUCAGCCUCGUCGCUGCCGGGACGAAGCCUUCUGAAAAAUCGCAUUCUGAGCCUGUUUGCCCUGCCUGGCACGGCGAGUUCGAUGCUGAGCUCCAUGGCGGUGAUUGCGGCCCAGGCGCAGAGCAAGAAGUACGUGAAGUCGCCGGAUCAAUGCCAACACCCCAGCGGAGUUCGCGGGCGGCGGCCUCAAGAUCAAGAUAUGCGACCUCUGCGGCUCAAGAUGGGUGACCAUGCCGACGGGCAAGUUGGUACCGGCUACUGUCAAGGAGUCACCUUCGGCGAGAACACCUCUGAAGCUGACGGAGGCGACCUUGCAGGCUCUCCGGGGCAAGAAGUCGGGAAGCGCGCCAAGCGGCGGUCUUCGCAGUCCUCCGCCGCCUCCCGCGCACCGAGACUCCUCGCGACCCUCCUCAACCUCCUGGCAGGCAUCUGCGCCAUCCCGGGCAGCUCCACCAACGAGAACUACGUCCUUGAGUGCGCAGACCAAGCCAAAGCCGAAGCCCAAGAGCAGCCAGAAGACGAGGAGGAUGGCCUGAACUCGAUACCUCCACGGCUGCGGAGGCAAUGGCUUGGGAGCGCGCGAGCCUCGGAAGCGUCCGACACCAUGAGCGUGGACCAGGACCAAGGCACCGAUGGAGGCAUUUACGACGAGAAGUACAAGUGGGCGGAGUAUGAGGAGCCGCUUUGGUGGACGACCGCCUCGAACGACAAUCUGGAGGGCUCAGAGGGUGAAGACCGCGGAGCUUUUCGAGUCAAGCCCGGGACUAUGAAACGAAUCCUCGGAAAUGAAAGGAUGAUCCAACAGACUCGGGACCUCGAGACCAAGGUUUAUCUGAGUCGUACGCAGCGUGCACGGCAACUCCGCCGCUACAAGACCGACUUGUUGGAAGUCUAUGGCGGCAAUGCCGGCAUAACUCAACGUGCCUUACAUCGAGGACUUCGGGCGCAUCAACCUGUUGACGCCAUCUACGGUUUGCGACUUGAUGGACGUGCUGACCAUGCAAGGCUGCGUAACCUGAUUCUUGUCAACAAGCCGUUUCUGGUUGUGUACGAGAUCGCUUGUACCGCCUGGAGCAAUAUCCAGUACCUGAACUGCUCUCCUGCUCAGCUACAAGCGCUCCGGCUUGAGCAAGAUGAGGCCAUAAAGGAGAUGGUUAAGACCAUCGUGGCGGCUGAAGAGGAGUACGGCGCUCACUUCCUCAUUGAGAAUCCCGCCUACGCUGACUUCUGGAGGCAUCCCGCCAUGCUCAAGCUCGCUGCCAGAAGCAACGUGGCAUUUCGCGUGGGGCACAUGUGUGCCUUCAACUUGCGAGACAAAGAUGGCCUCUUGAUGAAGAAGCCCACCGGCUGGAUGUCCGAUCUGACUGACAUCCUGGAUAGGGUUGGUCUUCCGUGCUCGUGCCAGACUCCUCACGGCCAAGUGCUCGGUGGCAACAGCAAGCGAGCUCAAGUCUACAGCCCAGAACUUUGCAAGGCCAUUGUCCAUGGGCUUGAGUCGUCCCUGCGAGAUGCAGGGGACGAAAGAUACAAUGCCGCCACCGAGGAGGAGGACGCUUGGUUAGCCGAAGCCCUGACCGCGGAAGAGACCCAGGUGGAGACGUGGCAGCCUCCCGGCGAAGAGCGACUCCACUCCGUGUUCUUCCUCGACAUCACCAGGCACGAGGAUUCAUGGCUUCCAAUCUUGAAGGAGGCUGAGUCUCAGCUGGAGGGCAAGGUCAGAUCCGACCGCGUCAUGCCACCCAACACGCCCUUUUUUGAGCAGGUGAAGGCGUUGGUGCCAUGGCGGCUCGUUCGAGUUCAAAUUUGCCGCACCCCUAUGCAACGCAGGCUGCCGGUCGACUUGAUCCAGGAGGGCGUCAAACAUCGUGGCGUGGCCUUGUGGUACAAUGACGGAUCCGUGGAGCUGGAGGCUGAGGCUAUUAGCACCAUUCUGUCUGCAGCUGCGGGUAGAUUCUCUCGACCUGUUCGAGCUGCCGUCUUCUUCUAUGGCGUUGCCCCCGACUCCAGCCUGAAUCCGGAGGACAACAAGCAGCCUCAGGUUAGCAAGAAGCAAGCCGAGUCGAACGUGGAGGUCGAGGAACAGGACAAGCUGUCUAAAUGGAGCACCUCGAUGGCUGCUACAAGUGAUCCGUCGGUGCCUCGGAACAAGCUGUGCAGGCCGCACGAGCUCUCAGAUGUGAGGUUUAACGACCGCCUGGGCAUGGACAUCCUCUUCUUGAAGGACAUCACUGGAGCUACGCAUGCCUACCUGUCUCAGGUGGACUAUGCCACUUCCUACCAUGCGCUGAGCUAUUUGGUGGAUCGGGCAGAGACCACGGUGCUCCAGGUUAUCGUUAAUGGUUGGAUGACCUACUUCGGAUGCCCCGACGAGGUGAUAGCCGAUGCUGAGGGCAGCUUUCGAGGCUUUAAGUGGGAGAACCUAGCGGCCCAGUCCUCUGUUAAGCUUCGCUUGGUGCCUGCAGAUAGCCAUUGGCAGCUGGGCAAAGUCGAGCGCCACGGCGGCACCAUCAAGUACAUGGGUAGUCGCCUGACAAGCCAGUUCGCGCCUUGUGGUGCACAAGAGCUAUCCCUGAUCGUAGCUCUUUGUGCUGCAGCCAAGAACUCUUUGAUGCGGCGAUCAGGCAGCAGCCCGGCGCAGUGGGUCUUCGGCAAGAACCCAAACCUCCCAGGGGCUUUACUCAGCUCAGGAGGUGACAUCGAGUCGUGCCAACUUGCAGCCGACUCGCACAACUUGCAGCGCAUUGAACAGAUUCGUGUUGAAGCUAUGACGGCCUUCCACCGCUUCGAAUAUGACUCUGCUCUACGUGCUGCGUUACUGCGCAAACCUCGUCCUUACCGAGGUCCCUUUGACAUCGGCCAGCUCGUCGCCUACUACAGGAAGCGCAAUGCAGCUGACGGUGAAGGCACCAACGAGGGCUACAGGCAGGGAACCGUUGUUGCCGUUGACGGCCAGUCUCUUUGGAUCAGAAACACCAAAGGUCGACUCAUUUGCGCCGCCAAGGAGCAAACCAGGCCUGUCGCUGGGGAGGAGGAGUGGUGGUCAUUGCCCGCCUUGGAGCAAGACCUACUGAAAAAUUCUGGCCAGGAUUUGCGCGACAAGCACGCGCUUGCUUUUCGUCCUCCUCCCGACGCUUUACCUCGACCUGCUGGCGACGCUCGCGCCGCUGAUCAGCUGGACGCCGCGCUACACAACCAAGGCCCUCCUCCUGCAGUGCAUCCAGGUGUUCUACCUUUUCUGGACGCAGAUGGACACCUUUGCCCGAAGAUCGCAUGGUGCCCAUGA
Symbiodinium pilosum is the source of this 7152-nucleotide messenger RNA. Lineage: Eukaryota; Dinophyceae; Suessiales; Symbiodiniaceae. The record is from the annotation of a GenBank genome assembly.